Molecule: messenger RNA, 1776 nt
Organism: Ricinus communis (castor bean)
Lineage: Eukaryota; Viridiplantae; Streptophyta; Magnoliopsida; Malpighiales; Euphorbiaceae
Product: putative RING-H2 finger protein ATL69
Exons: 1
Coding region: 963-1529 (188 amino acids)
Biological process (GO): protein ubiquitination
Molecular function (GO): transferase activity
Source: RefSeq, a predicted model, not a curated record
GAUUCUCAAUGAGCUAUUUAAUGAUUCGAGAUUCAUUUUUCUUCAACCGAAUCUUGCAUUAUGGAUUGAAUUGUCUUGACUUGAUUUUCUUAGCAACUACACUAAUGGCAGAGGAAAUUAGAAUUCAACAAAAGAACUUCAGAUACUGCCCCUCGGACAGGACGAUGAUACUGAUACAUAAUAAAUUGGAAUGAAGUUGCAUUUGCCCUUCUCAGAAGGACGAUGAUACUGAUACAUAAUAAAUUGGAAUGAAGUUGCAAUUAACAACUUUGGUUAUGAAUAUUUUACUUAUGUGGAUGUUAAUGGAGAUAGAUAGUUUAGGGAGCAUAACUUUGGUGUAGGCUGUUGCAUCAUUAAUGGCACAUGUAAUCAAUUAUUUCUGUGUUUUAAUAUAAAGUUUGCAUAUAUAUGUACAUAUAUGUAUAUAACUUCAUACAAAUAUAAUUCAACAAGCUUGACAAGCUCCAGGUAUCUUUUGGGAAAAAGAAAAGAAAAAAAAACAACUUCUGUAGGGCCAUAUCAUAUUCCAAAGACUACUAUAUUAUAAAUUCAAGAAAUUGAGGCAGAUUACCUUGAAAUCAGCCCCUGAUGAACUUUGGAUCAACCAAGAAAUAACUAAACAUGUCAAAAAGAAAUUAUAAUGCACUAAUCACAAUAAGUGACUUGCAAUCCAAAGAUCGAAAAUGAAUAUUCAAUGACCCAUCAUAAAUGCUUUGCCACUUUUUUUAUAGUACUCUUCUUUUUCCUCACUUAAUUUCAAACCGUUGAACAUUAAGUUCAAUGUCAAUUUCCUAUUUAAUUCUGUGUUCUUUUUUCCCGCCGGACCCAUGUGGCCCUUAGCCCAUUUCUCAUUAAAACUUUCAUCUUUUUCUUCUUUUUUUUGGUUCCUCCACUGCUUCUGAUUUCUGGCUACUCCUCCAUUCUCACUUCCUUCGCCCACUUCUCUCGCUCUCUCCCUUUUCAUGUCCACAGCUGAUCCUCCAAUAUCGGCCGCUGGUGUCGGCCUCGGUUACGGUAUUGCCAUAGCUGUUAGCAUCCUUGUUCUCAUUUCUACUAUAAUGCUUGCUUCUUAUGCUUGUAUAAGAGUUAAAGGUGGUGGUGGCAACCACACUCGUAGAAGUAAUGCUAGUAGCAGCAGCAGCAGCAGUAGUGAUGGUGGUAGUAGCAACAUUUACAGGCUUAGCCACUCUUUCGCGGCCACCGGAGACUCAACAGGGCCCAUGAUAAUGGUGGGCCUUGACGAGCCUGUGAUUAAAUCAUACCCAAAAAUAGUAUUAGGGGAAAGCCAGCGAUUGCCCAAGCCCAACAACGGCCCAUGUUCGAUUUGCCUAUGUGAUUACCAAGCUAGAGAUAUAAUAAGAUGUAUUCCAGAUUGUCAUCAUUGUUUCCAUGCUGAAUGUGUUGAUGAAUGGCUUAUGAUGAGUGCCACGUGUCCUCUGUGCAGGAAUUCUCCUGCUCCAUCAGCUGCUUCAACGCCUAUUGCCACUCCUUUAUCAGAGUUGGUGCCAUUCUCCUUCCACCCCAGGUGAUUUUGUAUCAAUUUUAAUGGUUCCACUCCAACUUUUAUUUAUUUUAUUUUAUUUGAUAGACCUUUCAUCUUCUUUUUUUAUUAUAUUUUGAGAGUAGUAAGGUCAAAAAAUUUUGGAAUGGAGAAACUUAGAUUUAGUUGAGAAUUGUAUUCUUAAUGUCAUUAGCCAUAAGCAAGCUUAUGAUGUUUUCAUAAAGGAAAUGUAUUAUGUGGAAUCCACAAUGUAAAAAGAAUUAGUUUUUCCUUCA